Electrophorus electricus (electric eel) is the source of this 10470-nucleotide messenger RNA. NCBI's taxonomy places the organism in Eukaryota, Metazoa, Chordata, Actinopteri, Gymnotiformes, Gymnotidae. The record is from RefSeq and is a predicted model, not a curated record.
UGCGGAGCCCCCCAGUCUGCAGCGCUUCCCCGCGCGCCCUGAAGAAGCCGCCGGUACGUAAAAUGAGAGAAGCCUCUUUCCUCGCGCUCCUGGCGUUGCUAUGGCAAUGCGCCCGCGCUCAGCAGAGAGUGCCUCAUUCCAGCCGAAAUCCAGAACGUUUUUUGCUCGCUUGCUCUUUGCACUAAUAAUGCUCCCUCCAUUCUCGUCUGGCCUGCGUGGCGCCAGCGCAGGUCUGUUCCCAGCCGUGCUGAACCUGGCCUCGAUGGCCAAGGUUAGUGCCAACGCCACGUGUGGAGAGAUGAAGGAGGAGAUGUCGUGUAAACUGGUGGAGCACGUCCCUGGCCAACCCGUCCGCAACCCUCAGUGUAGAGUGUGUAACCUGCAGAGCAACAAUCCACAUGAGCGUCACCCCAUCGAGUACGCCAUCGACGGGACAAACAGAUGGUGGCAAAGUCCGAGCAUCAUGAACGGGAUGGACUACCACUACAUCACUGUCACGCUGGACCUGCAGCAGGUGUUCCAGAUAGCGUACGUGAUCCUGAAGGCCGCCAACUCCCCACGGCCAGGAAACUGGAUUCUGGAACGUUCCUUGGAUGGGCAGAACUACAUGCCGUGGCAGUAUUAUGCCAUCACGGACACGGAAUGCACCAUGCGCUUCCGCAUCGCCCCGAGAACCGGCCCUCCUGCCUACACGCAUGACAACGAGGUCAUCUGCACGUCCUUCUACUCAAAGGUCCACCCUCUGGAGAACGGCGAGAUCCACACGUCUCUGAUCAACGGCCGUCCCAGUGCCGACGACCCCUCACCAACCCUGUUCAACUUUACCACCGCCCGGUACAUCCGCCUCAGGUUCCAGCGGAUACGCACCCUGAACGCUGACCUCAUGACCCUCGCUCUCAACGACCCCAAGGAUAUGGACCCCAUUGUCACCAGACGGUAUUACUACUCCAUUAAGGAUAUAUCAGUAGGGGGGAUGUGUAUCUGUUAUGGACAUGCUAAAGCCUGUCCUCUCAACAUAAUCACCAAGAAACUCCACUGUGAUUGUAAGGACAAUACCUGUGGAGAGAGCUGUGACCGCUGUUGCCCUGGUUACAACCAGAAGCCCUGGAUGGCUGGGACCUUCCUGACACGCCACAUCUGUGAGAAGUGUAACUGUCAUGGCAAGUCCGAGGAGUGCUACUACAACCAGACAGUGGCUGAUGGGAAACUGAGUCUGAACAUCAAUGGCGUGUACGAAGGGGGCGGAGUCUGUGUCGCCUGCUCUGACAACACGGCCGGAAUAAACUGCCAGUCGUGCGCUGCUGGUUAUUACCGACCGAGAGAGGUGAGACCGGAGCACCCUCGUCCCUGCACACACUGUGACUGUGACCUCAGAGGGUCUGUCUCCUCUGUCUGCGUACCGGACGAGAGUCAUGGCAGGGCAGGUCUGUCUGCAGGUUGGUGUCACUGUAAGCAGGGCUACACUGGGCAAAGAUGUGACACCUGUGCAUUUGGCUACGCUGGGUUCCCUGAGUGUCGUCCCUGUGAAUGCAGCACUGCUGGCAGCACUAACCUGGACCCUUGCCAGCUGCCAUGUGUGUGUAAGGAGAAUGUAGCAGGGGAGAACUGUGACCAGUGUAAAGCGGGAUUCUAUAAUCUCCAUGGAGACAGUUUCCAGGGGUGUGAGGAGUGUUACUGUUCCGGGGUGGCCAGUCACUGUGUGGCCUCACAGUGGGACCGCAGCAAUAUAACUGAUAUGUCUGGCUGGCAUCUGACGUCCGUGGAUGGGGAGGGGCUAGUGCCAGCAGCUCCCAGAGGAGACACGCCCCUUCACAUAGCUGUGAGCCACACCGAAGCCAAGGCUCACUUGACCACGCCCUUCUACUGGAGCGCUCCGCCCUCCUACCUGGGGAACAAGCUUCAGGCAUAUGGAGGCCGUUUGACAUAUGCUGUCUAUUGCAACUCAGAGGACAAAGAUGGACCAAUCAGAUUUUCUGCCGGUUCUGAUGUCAUCAUUGAGGGCGGUGGUCUUCGUUUGACGGACCGGCGGCGGGAGGCGGAGCUCCACCCCAUCCCUGGGGGCGUGAGGACCCUCGCUCUAAGGCCUGAGAACCUCCAGCACGCGGGUUCGGGAGAGCCUGCUAGUAAGAGAGACUUGUUCAGGGCUCUGGGCAUGCUCAGGGGCCUUCUCCUCAGAGCAACUCGCUGCCGGGAGCACAGCGCCAUCUACAGGUUACACUCGGUCAGUAUGGAGGUAGCAUCUGAAGACUCUCGGACAGGCGUUCAUGCCCAAUCAGUGGAGGUGUGUCACUGUCCGCCGGGCUACAGUGGAGCGUCCUGUGAGCACAUGUUAGUCAUGUUGGACUUCAUCACCAUCAUCAUCAUCAUCAUCAUCAUCAUCAUAAUCAGUGGCGGCGGCAGCAGCAGCUCAGGAGCCAUAACAGGACAGAGAGAGAGAGAGAGAGAGAAAGAGAGAGGGAGAGAGAGAGAGUUAAAGAUGUGUGUAGAAGGUUAUCGGAGGGUUAACAGCACUGUGCACCGGGGAGUGUGUGAGUCUUGCCAGUGCCACGGACACUCAUCACACUGUGAUGACUUCACCGGAUACUGCCUGGACUGUAAACACCAUACCAGAGGCACUAACUGCGAGAUGUGUGCACCUGGUUACUAUGGCGACGCCACCAAAGGAACCACCAGCGACUGCACGCCAUGUUCCUGCCCACUACAAAGCCCAGCAAACAACUUCAGUCCCACAUGCCACCAGGACGAGGACGGUCAGCUGACCUGUGACCAGUGCCAGGCAGCCUACGCGGGGCUGCGCUGUGAGAGGUGUGCCAAUGGUUAUUUUGGCUAUCCCAGUGCAGUGGGCGGUUCCUGCCAGCCUUGUGAGUGUAAUGAUAAUUUGGACCUAUCGGCACCCCGUAGCUGUGACCCGGAAACAGGGGCGUGUUUACGUUGCCAGGAAGGGUAUGGCGGAGCCACCUGCGAAACCUGCACAGAUGGUUACUAUGGAGACGCCAUUGUGUCCAAGAGUUGCCAGUCCUGUGACUGUAACAGGAACGGUUCUGUAACAGAGGUGUGCAACAAAGACAAUGGACAGUGUGAGUGUCGUCAACAUGUGGUGGGCCGGAAGUGUGACGAGUGUUUGCCGAACUGCUGGUGGGAUGUGGACAUGCAAACAUGCCGGCCGUGUGAGUGCAGCCCUCGGGGCUCUAUGUCGGAGCGCUGUGACGUGGAGGGCAGGUGUGUGUGCAGGCCGGGCUUUGUGGGCCGCAGGUGCGACCUGCCGCGCUCCAGCCUCGGCCGCAGGGAGACGCAACGGCCCAUCCAACGCGUGCCCCUCCACCAGGUCCAGAGAUGGGGCAGCAGAGGGGGCUGCCCCCGCGGAGCCUACCCCGUCCCCACGGGGCCAGAGACCCACAUGCAGGCAGGGCGCGGCUGUGUGCCCUGCCACUGUAACUCGUUUGGCUCCAAGUCCUUCGACUGCAACGAGAGCGGUCAGUGUCUCUGCCAGCCGGGUGUUGCGGGGCUGAAGUGCGAUCGCUGUGCUCAUGGACACUUUAACUUCCAGGAGGGAGGAUGCACGCCCUGUCAGUGUUCUCAUGUAGAGGAUAACUGUGACUCCACCACAGGCCAGUGCAUCUGCCCCCCCAACACUGUGGGGGACAGGUGUGACAAGUGUGCCCCCCACCACUGGGGGCAUGACAUCAGCAUUGGAUGCAAGACGUGUGACUGUUAUAAGCUGGGCUCUGUAAAACAGCAGUGUAACGUGAGCACAGGCUACUGUGAGUGUCAGGAGCGCUUCACUGGUGAAAAGUGCACCGAGUGUAAGCUUGGCUACCGCGACUUCCCACAAUGCAUUGCCUGUGACUGUGUGCUUGCUGGCUCCACCCCCGACACGUGUGACGCAGAGGUCGGCACCUGCGCCUGCGCAAGCCGCACUGGGCAGUGCUCCUGCAAGGCUAACAUCCAGGGAGUGAGGUGUGGCUCCUGUACAUCUGGUUCCUUUGGUCUGAUAGCAAGUAACCCGUUGGGCUGCAGCCGCUGUUACUGUUUCAGCGUCAGUACAGUGUGUACUGAGGCCCAGGGCCUCAUCCGCAUGAGGCUGACUCUUACUCCAGAGCAGACGGUGCUGCCCCUAGUAGACAGAGCCAACGUGAUGGCGACAACCGUGGGCGUGACCUUCCAGCACCCGGAGAUCCUGGCCAACGCCGAGCACGUCCAGCAGGAGCUGGCUGAGCCGUACUACUGGCGUCUGCCCCGGCAGUUCCAGGGCUCCAUGAUCACGGCAUACGGGGGAAAGCUUAAAUAUGCCAUCUACUAUGAGGCCCGCGACGAGUUAGGCCACACCUCCUACGAGCCACAAGUUAUCAUUAGGGGUGGGCCCAACAGGGACAAGGUCAUGGUCCGCCACAUGCCAGUGCCGCAGAUUGGCCAGCUGACACGUCAUGAGAUUGACAUGACAGAGCAUGAGUGGAGACACCUUGACAACAGCGCGAUGAGCAGGGAGAACUUCAUGGACGUCCUCUUCCGUGUUGACUACGUGCUCAUCCGUGCGUCCCAUGGUAACAUGAUGAGACACAGCAGGAUUUCAGAGAUCUCUCUGGAGGUGGCGGAGGAGGGUGGGCCGUCAGCGGAGAGCGAGAGAGCCUAUCAGAUCGAGAAGUGCGUGUGUCCCACCGGCUACUCGGGACUGUCCUGUGAGGAGUGUGUGGCCGGGUUCUACAGGCUGUGGGUUAGAGCGGGCAGUGAUGUGUCGGGCAUUGGCAGCUGUGUGCAGUGCCAGUGCCAUGGACACAGCAACACCUGCGACCCCGAGACUGGCGUCUGCCAGAACUGUCAGCACCACACUGAAGGCGAAAAGUGUGAGAAAUGUUUGGCGGGAUUUUACGGAGUGAUACGUGGUUACCCUGACGACUGUAAACGCUGCGCAUGUCCUCUGACCAGCCUUGAGAACAAUUUCAGCCCCACCUGUGAGGCAGACGGCUUUAGUGAUUACCGCUGCACCGCCUGUCCUGAAGGAUAUGAGGGAAAGCACUGUGAGAGGUGUGCAUCAGGUUUCCAUGGUAACCCCCAGGUGGUGGGUGGGCAUUGCGAGGAGUGUAAGUGUGAUCCAGUGGGGGCGUGGCCUGUUCCGUGCGAUGCACACACGGGCCAGUGCCAGUGUCGUGCAGGUGCCACUGGCCCACAGUGCAACCACUGCAUGGAGAAGCAUGUGUGUGGACCAACUGGCAUUGUGUCCUGUGAUGAUGACUGUGUGGGACUCCUCAUUAGAGACAUGGACCGCCUGCUGCAUCUGAUCACUAGUGCCAAUCUCACACUGCCCCUCCCCCCACCGUACAGAGUGCUCUACCGCUUUGAGAACAUGACUGAGGAACUAAAGCACAUGUUGUCACCACAGAGGGCGCCAGAGAGACUGCUGCAGCUCGCUGACAGCAACCUGGGUAGCCUGGUCACAGAGAUGGAUGAAUUACUGAACAGGGCUACAAAGGUGUCAGCUGACGCAGAUCAGACACAUGACGAUGCAGAGAGGAGCCACAACCGCGCUGAAGACCUGGAGAACUUCAUCAAGAACACACUCCUCGCAGCUGAAGCUCUGCGGGACAAGGCUCGGGAGCUGAACGCGACGCUGAGCCGGAGGGAUGGAGAGGAGAAGAGUGUGAAUGAGAUACAGGAUGAGAUAAAGGCCAUGCUCACCGAACUCCGUAAACGCCAGCUCAGCCCACACACACACACUGCAGAAGAGGAGCUCAGAGCUGCAGAGGCUCUCCGUGCGAGGGUGGAGAGACUGUUUGGAGCCUCUCACCAGGCUACAGAGCUCCUGAGGGAGGAGGUUGGGAGGAAGAUGGAGGAUUACGGGAACAAGCUGACCGAGGCACAGGACCUCCUGAAGGAGGCGCAGGGACACAGCAGACAGGCUGAGGUCCUGUCCUAUAACAACCAGCGCAACUUGGAGAGCCUGCAGGGAAAACAGGAACAAGCGAAUAAAGGCAGAAAGGAGGCAGAGGGAAUACUGGAGGACAGCGAGACCGUACUGGAGGAGGCAAACGCACUCUCAGACACCAUCAACCGGGGCAUCGAGGAGCUGGGUGAGAUGAAGCAGGACUUGGUUCCUGUCCAGGACGAGCUGGAAGACAAGGUGGGACAUCUGAGUAGAGGCCUUCAGGAUCGAACACUGCCACGGCUACUGCAGGCAGCAGAGCAACAUGCACACCAGUUAAACCAGUCAGCCAGCAUACUGGACAGUAUCCUGGAGGAGGCUAAGAACGUCUCCUUCAAUGCCACAGCAGCGUUUAAGUCCUAUAGCAACAUCAUGAACUUCAUCCAUGAGGCAGAAAAAACAGCCAAACAGGCCAAAGGCACUGCCAUGCAGGCAGUGCAGCAGGCUGUGGGUCCUAAGGGUUCUCUGAAAGACAGCGCCAGGAGUUCUCUGCAGAAGAGCCAGCAGCUCUGGAGAGAGGCGGACGAGCUGGACAGAGACGUCAGAGAGAACGCAGAGAACUUGGGAGCCCUGCAGCUCCGGCUUAAAGGAGCUGAAGAGAAGAACAGAGACCUGCUCGAGGGCCUGAACAUAACCAUGGCGAUCCUCCACGCCUUCCCUAACGACACGGCGGCUAAGAUCCAGGCCACGAAGCAGAAGGCGGGAGAGGCGAACGCCACGGCGCUGGACGUCCUGGAGUGUCUCAGAGACGUGAACCUCAACCUCAUGGGCCUGAAGAGGAACUACAGCAGACUGGAGGAUGACGUCAAGAAGGCCAACAGCCUCAUCCAAGACCCCGAGAAAAACACGAUAAUCCAUGCAGCUGGGGCUAAGGUGAGGGACCUAGAAGAUGAAGCUGAUCGUCUCCUGGAGAAACUGAAGCCCAUCCAGGAGCUACAGGAGAACCUGCGGAAAAACAUCUCCCAGAUCAAAGAACUCAUUAAUCAGGCCCGCAAGCAGGCCAACUCUAUCAAAGUAUCUGUGUCGUCUGGGGGUGACUGCAUUCGCACAUACCGGCCGGACAUCAAGAAGGGCCGUUACAACGCCAUCGUCCUCAACGUGAAGACCGUCGCUGCCAACAACCUCCUCUUCUACCUCGGCUCCGCCAAAUAUGUGGAUUUCCUGGCAAUUGAGAUGAGGAAAGGAAAAGUGAACUUCCUGUGGGAUGUGGGUUCAGGGGUCGGCCGGGUGGAAUACCCCGACCUCCUCAUUAACGACGGCAACUGGCACCGAAUUGAAGCCUCACGUGUGGGUCUGAACGGCAGUGUCUCUGUUCGAGCUCUGGAGGGACCCCGAGCGGGCAUCAUGCCCACCUGGCAGAGUGCCAACUCUCCCGAGCACUACACCGUGCUGGAUGUGGAUCAGAACGCCUACCUGUUCGUGGGAGGCAUGCUGGGAAAUGUGAAGAAAGCAGAAGCUGUGAAAACAGUUACAUUCUCUGGAUGUAUGGGAGAGACGUAUUUGGACGGUAAACCCAUCGGCCUGUGGAACUACAGAAAGAGAGACGGAGACUGCAAAGGAUGUGUAGUCAGUCCUCAGCCAUCAGACUCUGAGGGUACGGUCCAGUUUGAUGGUGAGGGUUACGCUGCAGUCAGUCGCCCCACACGAUGGAACCCCAACGUUUCCACGGUGACGUUCGCUUUCCGAACCUUCUCCAGUGAUGCCCUGAUGAUGUACCUCGCUACCAAGGACAGGAAGGACUUUAUGAGUGUGGAGCUGGUUGAUGGUCAUGUGAAGGUCAGUUAUGACCUGGGUUCAGGUACAGGCUCCGCCCUCAGCGACAGACGCCACAACACUGGACACUGGAAGAGUGUCAUCGUGUCCCGCUCACGAAAACAAGGGACAGUGACCAUUCUGGGGAUGGGGACAGACAUGGAGGAGAAGCUGUCUGUGGAGUCUCCGGGCGGAGCUAGCGGCCUCAAUCUGAAGGAGGACGACAAGAUCUUCUUUGCGGGCCCGCCCACCCUCGACAGCUACAGGCCUGGGGUGACUGUGAAGCGGUACGCUGGCUGUAUUAAAGAUAUAGAAGUUUCCAGAACUCCCUACAACCUUCUGAGCAGCAUGGACUUCACUGGACUGACCAAGGGUUGCUCCAUAGAGAAUCUGCACACUGUGAGUUUCUCCAGGCCGGGCUAUGUGGAGUUGAGUCCUGUGCAGUUUGAUGUGGGCUCUGAGAUCACCCUGUCCUUCAGCACCAGGACAGACAGCGGGACCAUCCUGUUCGGCCGAGGGGGGGUCACCACCCUGACCGGGAGCCGCCCGAACCGGAACACGGCCCAGAACGCUCGUCGCAGACGCAGGCAGACGGGCAAACCUUACCUCUCUGUGCAGCUGAAUAAGGGCUCCCUGGAGGUGUUGGUGUUUACUGGGAGCAGGAACCCCCGGCGAGCGCUCAGGAAGCCAGACGAGGGCGUCCUUCACGACGGCCGCGAGCAUUCCCUACGCGUCCGGAGACACAGUGGAGGGUCUUUCUCAGUGCAGGUGGAUGAGGAGCCCCAGUUGGAGCAGGCGUUUCCUAGCGACCAGCCCAUGAGCAUCCACAGGUUGUUUGUGGGUGGAGUUCCAGUGGAGAUGGAGGCCAGUCUGCACCGACCGAAUGUGACGUUCCAAGGCUGCAUCUGGAACCUCCUUAUCAAUACUGUCCCAGUGGACUUUUCUCAUCCAGUGGCUUUUGAGAAUGCUGAAAUUGGGCAGUGUCCUGACUUUGCCCUGCCCCCUCCCCCACCUGACAAGGAAGAGGAGGAAGAUGAGGAUGAGGAUGAGGAAAAGGGACAACCCAAACUGGAACACGUAGCCCCACCCAUGGAGACUGUUAGGAUACUACCUUCACCUUCCACGGCCCCGCCCCCUGCUGAGGUCAGCCCCCUUUCUGAGGUGCCCGAUGUCAAUCAAAAAGCGGUCCAGUGUGCGGCAGAGGCGGAGCCUGUGGUCUUGGAAUUAGCAAAGCAGUUUGGCCUGUCACGGAACAGCCACUUGGCGUUCGAGUUCGACGACAAGAAAGUGAAAAACAGCCUGCUGGUUGAGUUCGAGCUGAAGACCCAGGCAGACUCAGGCUUGGUGUUCUACAUGGCGCGGGUGAACCACGCCGACUUUGCCACGGUUCAGGUGAGAGAGGGCAUGGCCCACCUCAGCUUCGACCUGGGCAGCGGAAACACGUCCGUCAGCGUCCCGCGCAUCAUCAACGAUGCCCACUGGCACAAGAUACGAGUAUGGCGGGAUAAGCAGCAAGGUAUCCUGACUGUGGACAGCCGGUACUCCAAACACACUCUCAGUCCUAAGAAAGCCGAUAUCCUGGAUGUAGUUGGGAUGCUGUAUGUUGGAGGACUUCCACUGAACUACACCACCAAACGCAUUGGACCGGUGGUGUACAGCAUCGAUGGCUGUAUCAGAAACUUCUGGAUGCAGAAUAGGUCAGUAGACAUGGAGAACCCGGUCUCAAGCUACCGGGUGGGGUCGUGUUUCGCCAACCCUCAGCCUGGCUCCUACUUCGAUGGCACUGGAUACGCUAAAGCAGUGGCCACAUACAGAGUAGGUAACGACAUGUCAGUAGAUCUGGAGUUCCGCACAAGCAGUAGCAGCGGAGUUCUACUGGCCAUCAGCAGUCAGAAGAUGGAUGGCGUGGGCAUCGAACUGAACAACGGCAGGCUCCUGUUCCAUGCUGAUAACGGAGUGGGCCGCGUCUCAGCUGCCCACCAACCUGAUGAGGAGGCGGGGCUUUGUGACGGACAGUGGCAUUCUGUCACCGCCCACAAGCUGAAGCACCGCCUGGAACUGAUCGUCGAUGGCAAGAAGUCAGAGGCAGCGAGCCCAGAUGCCCGCUCUGCCUCCGCCGACACCAAUGACCCUGUCUAUGUGGGAGGAUACCCCGAGGGCUUAAAGCAGUUUGGCCUGACCAUCAGCACCUCGUUUAAAGGCUGUAUGAGGAACGUGAAACUCACUAAAGCAGGAAAGGUCCUGGAGGUUCAGCUGAACAAAGCACUGGACCUCAAAGGAGUCCAGCCUCUCACCUGUCCCACUGUAUAGUUACACACACACACAUCACACACAUCAGUGCACAUACACAGACACACACACACACACACACACUCACACACACAUUGACAUAUACACAUACAUAGACGCACACACGUAUAUAAAGUCUCACAUAUCUUGUUAAUUCAAUAUCAUAUGUGAUGUUCUGGUGACAUGACUAUGAAUCGAAAAAAAGAAUCAAAUGAAGACCCUUACCAAAGAUUCAUUUUGAAUGUCCUCGCUGAUAUCCAUCACCACAGCAACAAAAGUGGCCCUCCUCUUCUGUUGGCUCAGUGGGCUAACCAGCAACAGGAAGAAGUGGUGUGUGUAAGCGGACUGUUGGAGAGACUCUGUCACCUUUAGGUCCGACUCCAGUCACGGAUGGUACCAUAUACCGCCAUCGCUGUUUCAAACAUACGUCCAUUCCUGGGUUGCAAUUAGAUUAAUUAAAUCAUUACACACAUUUAAUGCACCCCUAAAAUAAAAUGUUUAUUUAACCUUGA